AUGUUUAACUACGCGAAUGUAACGUGGACUACCGGUACGUCAUCAGACGGCAACGAAUCAGGACUUGGAGGCAUUCCCGCCCAGGUUGGUUUCGACGCCAGCGAUGGCGUCAACUACUACGAAGUACCCGGCUCACAGAGUGAUGACAUUGUCAACAUCGACCUGAGGUCCAACAUUAACACGACAGGCCGAUGGCUGUUCCGAAUUGAUCUCGAUGAAAUACAGGAUAACGAAUCACCGAUAUUUCAAAGCUGCAAAUCCCCCGACGCUGUGUACGUGACAGGAGGAACCAACGAGAGUCGGGUCGUCUGGGACACUGACGUAGUGUCUGCCGUUGAUGUCGUCGACGGCCCAGUUGCUGCCAGUUGCUCACUUGUAGACGGAGACUCAAUGAAGGUCCCAGUCACAUCCAACGAAACCUUUCCUCUUGGGGUGACGACAGUAGAAUGUGAAGCCGUUGAUGCUGCUGGCAAUAAUGCUACUCCCUGCCAGUUUCAUGUAAUCGUGUCUGGUAUUUUAUUUCCAUUUCUGGGACCUGACGUGAGGUAUCUGCCUAAAGAGGAUGAAGAAACAUCCGGGGAAGUUUUCUUUGCCUUUCCGUUUUUCUUCUUUGGUCGCAACUACAGUUCAUUCUAUGUGAACACCAAUGGAGUUAUUUCAUUUGGUGAUGAACUGAGUUCCUUCCAAAGUGAUCCAUUGCCCUUGAUGCUGACACCACUGAUUGCUGUUUUCAUGACUGACGUGGACACAACUGACUUCGGAUUGGUUUUGCAUCGUCAACUUCUACGGUCAUCGCAAAAUGAAAUGCAGUUUUGCGAAGCAGACGAAACUAUCCGAGAGGUGUUUCCCGAGCAGUCCAGUUUUUCGGCGUCGAUGUUGUUGGUAGUGACUUGGUACAGAGUUCGUCCAUGGUACAGCGACUCACUGAGAAACACCUUUCAGGCCGUUUUGGUGACCAAUGGUGCUUUGUCCUUUGCCAUGUUUAAUUACGGCCAAAUCCAAUGGACCAGAUCGAGCCGAAGGUCUAGUGGAGUUUCUGCCCAGGUAUUAUGA
Messenger RNA from Acanthaster planci (crown-of-thorns starfish), 1053 nucleotides. RefSeq lists its product as uncharacterized. Gene Ontology annotation, biological process: cell-matrix adhesion. The record is from RefSeq and is a predicted model, not a curated record. Lineage: Eukaryota; Metazoa; Echinodermata; Asteroidea; Valvatida; Acanthasteridae.